AUGUUGCAGAGAGCAGCAAGCAAUGCAUAUUCAUGGUGGUGGGCCAGCCACAUCAGGACCAAGCAGUCAAAAUGGCUCGAACAAAACCUUCAAGAUAUGGAGGAGAAGGUUCAGAGCACACUCAAAAUCAUUGAUGAUGAUGGGGACUCGUUUGCAAAGAGGGCUGAAAUGUACUACAGGAAGAGGCCAGAGCUAGUGCUCUUUGUUGAAGAAUCCUUUAGGGCAUACCGAGCUCUAGCAGAGAGAUAUGACCACUUAUCAAGAGAUCUACAGAGUGCCAACCGUACCAUUGCCACUGUCUUCCCAGAACGAGUUCAAUACGCAAUGGAGGAUGAGGAUGAUGAAACUGCUUCUCAAACGUCGAUUUCUUCCAAUGAUACCAAUAAAGCCUAUUCUGAUGUAAACAAAGCAAGCAUCCCAAAAGUCCCCAAGGGGCCAGAUAAGUCCAUGUCACUCUUGAGGAAGGGCGCGGCUCGAAGACUUCCUAGCUCUCCUAAACCUGCCGCAGGUCCCCCAAGGUCGGGGCUGACGAAAGAAGAGGCAUCGGAAGAAAUUGAUAAUCUUCAUAAGGACAUUUUGGCACUGCAAACUGAAAAGGAAUUUGUAAAGACCUUGUAUGAACGAGGAUAUGACAGGUACUGGGAGUUUGAGAAUGAGAUCACGGCAAUGCAAAAAAGAGUUUCCAGCUUGCAAGAUGAGUUCGGCAUUGGCACAGUUAUUGAAGAUGAUGAAGCUCGAACUUUGAUGGCAGCCACAGCUCUAAAAUCAUGCAAAGAAAGCUUGACUGAUUUGCGGGAAAAGAAGGACAUAUCAGAAAAAAAGGUACGAGUUGAGGGCAAAAGGGUGAGGGAAGCCUGUAAAAAGUUCGAGAACCUCAAGCAUGACUUUCGUUCAAAAGGCGCAAACUGGUCUGAUGCUGAUGAUGAGCAAGAGUCUGAGAUCAGUGAUCUAGAAUCAAUAAGUGUAGAUAGUGAGAGGCGUGACAAGAAGUUUUAUCAGGCUAAGAUGAAUGAUCGACUCGAGGCUCUGACUAUGACAGAACUGGCAGAGAAAAUUGAUGGACUUGUGAACAAUGUUGUGUCGCUGGAAACUGCAGUCACUUCUCAGAAUGCUCUUGUACACAAAUUACAAUCAGAAACAGAUCAACUUCAGGCAAAUGUUCGGAGCUUGGAAGAGGAAAAGGAAACUCUGAUGGAAAGUGAGGAAACUUUGAAAAUAAGGCUAAAGGAAAUGGAGGAGGAGUUGACUAGAGUAAAAAAAUUAAACAGGACUUUAGAAACCCAAAAUAUCAACCUCGAAGUGCAUUUCACAGAAGCUUGUAGUAAACUAGAUCAUCUCUCUAGCAAAUUGAACAAUGUGAAGCAUGAUGUGGAGGAAGAGAGUGCUCUACUAUUCCAGGAAUUGACAGCACUUGAUAACAAACCAGAGGAGUUGAAAGAUGAUUCUUCAGUGGUCUUAGAAGACAAAGUGAUAGACAAAGAAGAGAUUUCAAAAUCUCUCACGGGUGAAGAAGAGGAAAAUAAACCUGAUACAAGAAAUAGCCUUGACUUAGCACCGCCGCAGGAAGAGGGUGACACCAAUCUUGUUGAAUCACAGGAGUUGGAGCAGGAAAAUGAAGGAGGUCAACCCAACUGGAGACAACUAUUUCUAAAAGGUUUAGAGGAUAGAGAGAAGAUCCUGCUGGAAGAGUACACUUCAAUUCUUCGGGAUUAUAAGGAUGCAAGGAAGAAGCUAAGCGAAGCUGAGAAGAAACACCGGGAUAACCUCUUUGAUUUGGCAAUGGAGAUAAGGGAUUUGAGGAGUGUGAUUGCUGCAAAGGACAAAGAGAUUAGACUUCUAAAGCAAAAACAGAACUCCCCAGAUAUCAACCCGGAAGAUAGUCCAUGUUCGACAGUGUAUAAGUACCCGAAUAACGAUGUCCCCUCGGAGAGCCCAACUCAAGUUGGCACAUCUCCAUAUUCUAUUGGUCCAUCGCUGAAUGUGCUUAAAGAUACACUGGCAGACAUCCUUGGUGAAACCAAUGAAAAAUUGGAGGACUCACCAGGAAACUUGAAGGUCACAGCUCAAAAGGAAGAAGGAAAAACAAGCAGGAAAAGGCAUGCUGUAAGAUCCCAUUCCUUUUCAGCUAUUGAAGGAAGACUUCGUACAGACAUUGAUGAACUGCUGGAGGCGAACCUAGAAUUCUGGUUGAGGUUUAGUACCUCAGUUCAUCAGAUACAAAAGUUCCAGACUUCGAUACAGGAUUUACAGUCAGAGUUGAAUAAAAUGAAGCAGCAUGCUCUACAUUCAGAUGGCAAGCCAAUAUAUAGACACCUGAGAGAGAUAGAAACUGAAUUAUCAUUAUGGAUGGAACACAAUGCAGUGCUGAAGGAGGACUUGCAUAGCAGGUACUCAUCUUUAAGCCACAUUCAAGAUGAGAUAUCGAGACUUUCCAAUUUAAGUUCCGAAGGGGAGCUUAUAAGCAAAUACCAGGCAGCAAAGUUUCAAGGCGAGAUUCUCAACAUGAAGCAGGAGAAUCAAAAGGUUGCAGAAGAACUGAAAGCAGGUCUUAACCGUGUCAAAGGACUCAAAGUUGAGGUCGAGAAGACACUAGCAAAACUUGAUGAGGAACUUGGCAUGUCAGCAUCAAGUGGUACACCAAAACGAUCUACAAGUAAGGCUCGAAUUCCCUUGCGGUCUUUCUUGUUUGGUGUCAAGGUAAGAAGAAGGCCAUCACUCUUCUCAGGCCAGCAAUCAAUCUUCUCGUGUGCUGGCCCGUCAUUACAGAAACAAUCCAGCGAUGUGUCAGAAACUGCAGAACCACCACCACAACCACAACCACAAUCUCCACCAGAAGCAAUGUAG
Molecule: messenger RNA, 2844 nt
Organism: Argentina anserina (silverweed cinquefoil)
Lineage: Eukaryota; Viridiplantae; Streptophyta; Magnoliopsida; Rosales; Rosaceae
Product: protein NETWORKED 2A
Exons: 2
Coding region: 1-2844 (947 amino acids)
Molecular function (GO): actin binding
Source: RefSeq, a predicted model, not a curated record